AUGUUAAGGACUCAACUGAAUAGUCUUAAGAAAGAGAAUAUAUAUAUUGUUCAAUAUCUACAGAAGAUUAAGACCAUAGCAGAUUCUUUAGCCGCUAUUGGUGAGAAAGUUAGUGAUGAAGAUCUAAUGAUGUUUGUGUUGAAUGGAUUAGGAAAUAAAUAUGAUGUCUUUGUUAUUUCACCACAAAACAGAGAGAAACCUUAUUCUUUUGGAGAAGUUAAGGAUAUAUUACUUUCUCAUGAGCAAUUUCUUGCUGAGAGACAUCAGAAUAACACAAAUGUUUAUGAUGAUCAAAAUACAACAUUUUAUGCAAGAAAUGGACAAUCUUCUUAUAAUAUCAAUAAAAGAAAUGGUGUAAAUAACAAAAAUGGAACUGGUGGUCCUUAUGAUGAGUGCCAAAUAUUAUGUUCAGAAAGUUAUCAGCAACCAUCAACAACUUCUUCUGGUACUCAUCAAGAAUUUACAAGUUUGAAUGUUAAUGUCUCUGCAGUGAAUGAUGAUCCUUCUUCAAGUACUGUGUGGAUUUAUGAUAGUGGAGCAUCAGCACAUAUGACUGGUGAUAGAUCCAUUCUUACUAAUACUUCCAACUUCAAAGGAAAGGAGCAUGUGAGAAUUGAUUACAAGUGUUUCUUAUCAGUCCAACUUAUUGCUUCAGAAAACCAGUUAGCUGAUCUUUUUACUAAGGGUCUCUAUGCACCAAUUUUCAGUUCUUUGCUGCAACAACCAUUAGGUACAACUGCUUCUGCUUCUACUUCUACUUGA
Papaver somniferum (opium poppy) is the source of this 762-nucleotide messenger RNA. RefSeq lists its product as uncharacterized. The transcript is spliced from 3 exons. The record is from RefSeq and is a predicted model, not a curated record. Lineage: Eukaryota; Viridiplantae; Streptophyta; Magnoliopsida; Ranunculales; Papaveraceae. Bases 1 to 762 code for a protein of 253 amino acids.